AUGGUUCCACACAGUUUUAUCAGAAAUUUGCUGAAGAGCUCGCGAAUACUCGCUCGGAGCAAACCAUUAAAGUUUACAAACCUCGAAUCAAUAAAACUAAGACCUCCAAUAACUCCAACUGCCAAUAACUUCGAAGUAUCACCAGAUCAUCCAUUAUGGCAAUUUUUUCCCCAAGGUAAUAAAACCACAUCACCAAUAAGAGAAUCAGAAGAACUAGAUUUAGACUCUAGAGAAUGGACCAGUGCUGAAUUACGUUCCAAAUCAUUUGAAGAUUUACAUAGAUUAUGGUAUUUAAUAUUGAAAGAGAGGAAUAUUCUAGCUAGAGAAGUUAGAUUAGGAGAAAGUAUUGGUAUGGCUGAUUUUAGACAAUUUAAUUCAGUAGAUAAUAAAUUAAUCAAGAGUCAAAAGAGAAUAAAACAAGUACUUUUGGAAAGACAUAUUGCUUUUGAAAGAUCUCAAGCUAGUCCACAAGUUGAAAAUGAAAAAAAUGAAUACUUGAAAGAGUUUGAAAAUAAAUAUAUAACAUGUGAUUCCGAAGAAAUUGGAGAGAUGGACUCAAAAUUAUUAAGAUUACAAUAUGCAUUUUUUGGAAUUGAACCAGAACUAGAUAUUGAUACUUUAAAAGAUGAUAUUGAUGUAAAUUUCAUAAAAGGAGUAGAAUAUACAAGUAAAUUAAAAUUGGGGAGAUAUUUACAACUCAACCCAGAUCUGGAUUUCAAAACACCAUUGAAUGGUCCAAUGGAACAAUUACCAUUCUUUUUAUAUGAUGUUGAAGAAGCUAUAGCACAAGUUAAUGAAUUAAGAGAAUCUGGACAAUCUCGUGAACUUUACAAGAUUGAAGUAAUACCAUUUUUGAAUAAUGCUAUAAGUACACAUUUGAAACAAGCAGCCACAGAUAUUGAAGAUAUUAGAGAAUAG
Molecule: messenger RNA, 918 nt
Organism: Lodderomyces pseudojiufengensis
Lineage: Eukaryota; Fungi; Ascomycota; Pichiomycetes; Serinales; Debaryomycetaceae
Product: mitochondrial 54S ribosomal protein uL29m
Exons: 1
Coding region: 1-918 (305 amino acids)
Biological process (GO): mitochondrial translation
Cellular component (GO): mitochondrial large ribosomal subunit; mitochondrial ribosome
Molecular function (GO): structural constituent of ribosome
Source: RefSeq, a predicted model, not a curated record